AUGAACCAGGCCAUCAACAUCGCCAAGACCUCCGCCGAGUCCCUCGCCACGCACGAAAUCGUCCCCGACGUCAUCAAGUCCAGCUUCUCGCCCUGGGGCCUGCUGGCGGCCGAGUACGCCGCCGGGUCGCCCGUCGCCAUGGGCAACACGCUCACCAUCGACGAAACGCAGGCCAAGCCCAAAGUGCACUUCACGCUGGACCCGCAGUCGCAGUUUGAGAUCCGCGACUCGGACCUCUUCACGCUGGUGAUCACGGACCCCGACGCGCCCUCGCGCUCGGACCACAAGUGGUCCGAGUACUGCCACUACGUCGAGGCCGACAUCCGCAUGCCGUUCGCGUACUCGCGCGCGUCGUCGUCGGCGGUGCCGGACUUUGUGGCGUCGGAGCUGGCCGGCGGUCACGUGCUCGCCGACUACGUCGGCCCCGCGCCGCCCAAGGGCACGGGCAAGCACCGCUACGUGCUGCUGCUGUACAAGCAGUCCGGGCCCGCGUCGCAGCUCUCCAAGAUCGCCGACCGGCCCAACUGGGGCUACGGCGCGCCCGCCACGGGCGCGCACCGGUGGGCCGCCGAGAACGGGCUGGAACUCGUGGCGGCGAACUUCUUUUACGCGGAGAACAAGUGA
Molecule: messenger RNA, 624 nt
Organism: Lachancea fermentati
Lineage: Eukaryota; Fungi; Ascomycota; Saccharomycetes; Saccharomycetales; Saccharomycetaceae
Source: the annotation of a GenBank genome assembly